AUGUCAUCUCGUUGUAAUUUACUUGUAUUUCAGCCGCAGAUGAGCACGCCGGACGAUCCGGUAAUACACUCACCGCCAUCUCUCGGUGGUCAAUUAAUGAACGGUUUUAACCCCACAUUAACUCCUGCAAAAAUGGAGGAAGGUAUGGCCGCCGCUUGUGCCUCUCCUGACGUCGGCGGCAUCGAUCCGAACAGCGACGGGGAAGCACGACGACGGCAAAAGACGUGUCGUGUAUGUGGUGAUCAUGCAACUGGUUACAAUUUCAAUGUUAUCACAUGCGAAUCAUGCAAGGCGUUUUUCCGUCGUAACGCGCUCCGUCCAAAGGAAUUCAAAUGCCCUUAUUCUGAAGACUGCGAAAUUAACGCCGUCAGCAGACGCUUCUGCCAGAAGUGUCGGUUGCGAAAAUGUUUUGCCGUGGGUAUGAAAAAGGAAUGGAUUUUGAAUGAAGAACAAUUACGACGACGAAAAAAUUCCCGACUCAAUAAUAUGGCUAAUCAACAGAGGCAAAAACAGGAACUCGCCCGACAGCACGCAGCCGUAAAGGCCAUGACGUCACCAUUAUCAAUUUCACCAAUGGUUGAUGCCCAGCUUGGUGCGCUCAGUGGUCGCGGAGGAAUACCGCCAUUGGUCAGCCCUGCUGGGCAGUACCCAUUAAUGAGUCCUGCUGGCUCGGGCGCUUCCGACUCACCUCCAUCACGUCCUCUCGGCCUAAUGACUGGUAAUCAAGGAAGUCCAGAUGCUUAUGAGUCGAACAUGAUGAUGCAGCAACGUCUACGAUCACAAAUACCCCAACCGAAUAUGGCUGGCAGUAAGGUCGUUGAUCCAUCUCGUCAAGUCAUCAUCUCGAUGGAUGAAUACCAUAGCCUUGUACAACGAGCAACUCGUCCAGGUGAAGAUGAACCCCUUGCUAAAAGAGCUGCUUAUUCGCCAACCGAUUUGGUCGCACCGCAACCGCGGCCAUUCCAAUCACCUACCAGUCAGAUGUUACCUGUCCACAAUGUUCCACAGAUUCGACCAGGUUGGAGUGAAGUCUACAAGGUACCGUCAAAAUUGGCAUAUGAACAGUUACAUUCAGGUAUUCCCACAUACACAGACCUGGGAGCUGCUACUAGUGGCGAUUUACCAAAACCAUCGUUCACAACCAGUAAUUAUGAGGAUAGUUUGGAAAAGAUGAAUAUGUUUUUCCAUAAUACUAUCGAGGAUGCAUUAAAGAUCGACAGCCCAGAGGAUCAUUCCGCAGCGGCUUCAGCUGGCAUCGCAUCAACCACAUCAACGAGUUCCAGUGGUCAACCUCUUGAGGGUGAAUCAUCCGGAACGUCGUCGGCUAAUGCCUCAGAUAAAAGGCUAAGCUAUCAGCUGAACUCUGCAGAACUACAGGCACUUGACUUGAUCCAAGAAGCAUUCAAAGGUAUGAAUGACCCAAUGGAACAGGGACGUCAGAAACUCUCGUUUCUGAAGAACGAAAAAUCACCUGCAGACAUCAUGAACAUCAUGGACGUUACAAUGCGUCGAUUUGUGAAGAUGGCCAAGAAGCUGCCCGCCUUUAACGAACUCAGCCAGGACGGCAAAUUUGCGCUGCUAAAGGGCAGUAUGAUCGAAAUGCUCACGGUUCGUGGUGUUCGCCGUUUUGAUAGUGGCUCGGGUGCAUGGACGACGCCAACACUGAAAGAGAGUUGCGAGGUAUCCAUCAACAUGUUCGAUCAGCUCAAUGCCGACGUUCGAACCGAACAGAAGAUGCGAUUCCUACAAUUCUUCAAAAUAUUCCACGAGGAUAUUCGAAGAAACGAGCUGGUCAUCUCAAUGAUUAUGUUAAUUGUACUGUUCUCGCCGAGGGAUUGUAUCACCGAUCCGGAAGAUCGUCGGAUCAUAGCCAGACAUCACGAGCAGUACUGCGCACUUUUGAACAGGUUCGUUGGCUAA
Molecule: messenger RNA, 1920 nt
Organism: Cooperia oncophora
Lineage: Eukaryota; Metazoa; Nematoda; Chromadorea; Rhabditida; Trichostrongylidae
Source: the annotation of a GenBank genome assembly